CCACCACUUCUCUAUCAUCAUCAUGUCCGACACCGGCCGCCAGAGCUUCACCGACAAGGCCUCCGCCGCGCUCAAGCCCGACUCUGAGAAGUCGACGACCGAGCACAUCGGCGACAAGUUCAAGGGCAAGAGCGACUCGGCCGCUUCCACCCUCGAGCCCCAGGGCGAGAAGUCCACCUCGCAGCGCGUCGGCGACGCCGUCAGCGGCAACUCCAACCAGACCGAGCCCUCGCUCACGCAGAAGGCGAAGAACGCCGUUGGUCUCGGCAACAACUAAGCGGGAGUGGAUGGACAAUCAUAACAGCAUAUGUAACAUCAUUGUAUUGCGGAAUGUAUAAUUGACGUACACGACA
Messenger RNA from Trametes versicolor FP-101664 SS1, 353 nucleotides. RefSeq lists its product as uncharacterized. Lineage: Eukaryota; Fungi; Basidiomycota; Agaricomycetes; Polyporales; Polyporaceae. Bases 23 to 277 code for a protein of 84 amino acids. The record is from RefSeq and is a predicted model, not a curated record. The transcript is spliced from 3 exons.